Anguilla rostrata (American eel) is the source of this 1029-nucleotide messenger RNA. RefSeq names its product frataxin (gene fxn). Gene Ontology annotation, biological process: iron incorporation into metallo-sulfur cluster; intracellular iron ion homeostasis. Gene Ontology annotation, cellular component: mitochondrion. NCBI's taxonomy places the organism in Eukaryota, Metazoa, Chordata, Actinopteri, Anguilliformes, Anguillidae. Gene Ontology annotation, molecular function: ferrous iron binding; 2 iron, 2 sulfur cluster binding; iron chaperone activity. The transcript has 6 exons. The record is from RefSeq and is a predicted model, not a curated record. The coding region runs from base 61 to 723 and encodes 220 amino acids.
CCCAAGAGGAAGUCCAUUGCGCACUACAAACUUCAGUGCAGGUCUGUGAUACGAACGAACAUGUCAAGGUUGACAACUAAGGGAAAAUGCAUUUAUCAUUUUCUUCGUAACCUGAGACUUACACGGAAAUGUGAAGCUAUUCAUGCCAGCUCUACGACGGGCAGGUUUAAAUCGCAUGACAACCACAUGGGGGCCUGGAAGUAUAUGUCCACCGUUUCUUCACGAAAUGGACAGUCAAAAUCAGUAUGCUCACCCAGAAUCCUGGAACAGCUUAAGUUGCUCUACACAGGACAAGAGGUGCAGUCACUACGAAGAAAUCUCCAUGUUACAACUGCUACACUUGCUGAACAAGUAUCCCAGAAGAGUGAGAUGUCAGAGGCAGUCUACGAGAAACUAGUCGAUGAAACGCUGGAAGCACUGGCAGACUAUUUUGAGGAUCUGAUGGAUCUGUCCCCUACGCCUUCAGACUAUGACGUGACCUAUUCUAGCGGAGUGCUGACGGUGAAAGUGGGCGGAGACCAUGGCACUUACGUCAUCAACAAACAGACGCCAAACCGGCAGAUUUGGCUCUCCUCCCCUACGAGUGGGCCAAAGCGCUACGACUGGACGGGCGAACGUUGGAUAUACUCACACGACGGCAACUGCCUCCACGAGCUGCUCUCUCGGGAGUUCUCCGCCAUUUUUAACUCCGACAUGGACCUGUCAAACUUGAUUCAUUCCUAAUUGGAAGGACGCAGAAAUAUUUUUUUUUUUUUGCAUUGUUAUUCUUCCAUAUAAAUAUGAGCUCGCUGACGAUGUCAGUGAAUGGUAAGCCAUUCAAAAACGAUGUGAAAGCUGAGCAGUCAGUUUCUGUAAGUGUUUUAACAGCUGUAUGAGUACUACGGCUGAAGCAAGCUAAAAGAUUAAUGUCCCGUGGCUAAUUAACGUAUGUAAUCGAUCCAGAUACCAACAAUAUUACACGGACCAUUAGGUUCUUCAUUCAGCGGAGUCUCGUGAUGGUUUAUGUACAAAAUAAAGGCGUUAAUCAUU